CGCGGUUGCGGUGUUUGCUGGGAUGGCGGCAGCGGUAGCGGAGCCGGAGUCGCUGGAGGGAAGUGGCAGCAAGGAAGAAGGGGAACCAAGCAGUCCGUCUGCACAGCCGGCUCCUCAGAAACAAGCCAGACUGCCGCUGUCCCGGAUAAAAGCUUUGAUGAAAGCGGAUCCGGACCUUUCAUUGGCUAGUCAGGAGUCAGUGUUUGUCAUUAGUAAAGCGACGGAAUUAUUUAUUGAAACUAUUGCCAAGGACGCUUAUCUGUAUGCGCAGCAGGGAAAGAGAAAAACACUGCAAAGGAAAGACUUGGAUAAUGCUAUAGAUGCCAUCGAUGAGUUUGCUUUCCUGGAGGGUACCUUAGACUGAGUGCUUUGCCAUGUUCCGAGUGUCUUCAAAUAAAGGAAGAAAUCAGUUUUUCUUUUUUUUUUUUUGUUUUAUAUUUUAAAUAUAUAUGUAUAUUUUUAUAAAAAAUGCUUGUAUCCUUUUUGUUCACGUGACAUCUCUACAUGGUUUACUUUGUGUCAAACUGAAAACUGCUGCGAUGCAGCUUGAAUGAUUACUUUUGGUUACCUGUAAGUUUAGUAUGCUUAAAGUUUUGUCAGCAACCGUCUAAAAUGCACUUUAUUCAUCAUUUUUGAUGACUGCACAACAGCUCAGUACUUCUUGUUUAGCCUGUUGUGAUUUGCUUUUGUUUUGCAGGUCUACAACUAGACCCAUUAAUACAAUGCCUGUUAUUGGCAGCAUUGUGAUUUAAGACCUAACAUGCCAAGUUUUUGCUUGUCCUUUUAAAUUAAAUUUAAACCCACUAUUUGGUCUUCCAGGAUGGCCUCAUAUGCAAAGGUUUACCCAAAAUAUCCAUUUAUGCUUAUAUCAUUCUCCCACUUCAAAUAUCUGUGUACCAUAAGUAUUACAUUCUUAUUCUACAACCCUGCAGAGAAUGCAUGCAUGUUAUAAACCUUUGCUUCUACAGGUAUGGGGCCUGUUAUUCAGAAUGCUCAUGACCUGGGUUUUCUAGAUAAGGGUUCUUUCUGUAAUUUGGAUCUUCAUACCUUAAGUCUACUAAAAAAAAAAAAAAAAA
Molecule: messenger RNA, 1076 nt
Organism: Xenopus tropicalis (tropical clawed frog)
Lineage: Eukaryota; Metazoa; Chordata; Amphibia; Anura; Pipidae
Gene: pole4
Product: polymerase (DNA-directed), epsilon 4, accessory subunit
Cellular component (GO): nucleus
Molecular function (GO): protein heterodimerization activity
Source: RefSeq, marked provisional